AUGGAUCGGCACCGGCCGCGGCUGCACCCCGCCACCCCGGGCGCCUCUGCCGGGGUCCCCCAGCCCUCCUCGGUCUCGCUCCGCAGCUGCCGGCAGAGCAAGACGCAGCGCCGGAAGGGCCCCCCGUACCCGCCGCCCCCCGGAGGCCCGGAGGAACCUGGGGAGAAGCGCCCGAAAUUUCAUUUAAAUAUUAGGACACUGACAGAUGACAUGCUGGACAAAUUUGCCAGCAUAAGAAUUCCAGGGAGCAAGAAAGAGAGACCUCCUAUUUCCAGCUUGAAGACUGCAUUUGCAAGUAAUGAUAGUUCUUCAGAGAUGACAGAAAACAUUCCAAAGCCAUUGUCAGAGAACGAAGUCUUAGAACUUUUUGAAAAGAUGAUGGAAGAUAUGAAUUUAAAUGAAGAUAAAAAGGCACCAUUGCGGGAAAAGGACUUCAGUAUCAAAAAAGAAAUGGUGAUGCAGUACAUUAAUACUGCUUCCAAGACAGGAAGUCUUAAGAGGAGGCGGCAGAUUUCACCUCAGGAAUUCAUCUAUGAACUGAAAAUUGGCUCCGUGGAUGAGAGACUUGUCACGUGCCUAGAAUCACUCCGAGUGUCUUUAACUAGUAACCCUGUGAGUUGGGUGGAAAGCUUUGGGCAUGAAGGACUUGGAUUAUUACUGGACAUUUUGGAGAGACUGAUUAGUGGCAAAAUGCAAGACAAAAUUGUGAAGAAGAAUCAGCACAAAGUCAUACAGUGUCUAAAGGCUUUGAUGAACACACAGUACGGCUUGGAAAGAAUUAUGAGUGAAGAGAGAAGUCUGUCAUUAUUAGCCAAAGCCAUCGAUCCAGAGUAUCCCAAUAUGAUGACUGAUGUGGUGAAACUCCUUUCUGCAGUAUGCAUUGUAGGAGAGGAAAACAUCCUUGAAGAAGUUUUAGAAGCUUUAACAUCAGCUGGAGAAGAAAGAAAUAUUGACAGAUUUUCUUCUAUUGUGGAAGGUCUUCAGCACAAUUCUGUUCAAUUGCAAGUGGCGUGUAUGCAGCUCAUCAAUGCCCUUGUUACAUCUCCCGAUGAUUUGGACUUAAGGCUUCAUAUCAGAAAUGAAUUUAUGCGUUGUGGAUUGAAAGAGAUAUUGGAAAAUUUAAAGCAUAUUAGAAAUGAUGGCCUGGAUAUCCAACUUAAAGUCUUUGAUGAGCAUAAAGAAGAAGAUUUGAUUGAGUUCUCCCAUCGCCUUGAUGAUAUUAAAGCUGAAUUUGAUGAAGUGCAUGAUGUUUACAAUACAAUAUGGAGCAUAGUUAAGGAAACUAGAGCAGAGGGAUAUUUUCUUUCUAUUCUUCAGCACCUUUUGCUGAUUCGAAAUGAUUACUUAGUAAGGCAACAGUAUUUCAAAUUAAUUGAUGAGUGUGUGUCUCAGAUUGUAUUGCAUAAAGAUGGGAUGGAUCCUGAUUUCACAUAUCGAAAAAGACUAGAUUUAGAUUUGGGUCAAUUUGUUGAUAUUUGCAUUGAUCAAGCCAAACUAGAAGAGUUUGAAGCGAAAGCAUCAGAAUUUUAUAAGAAAUUUGAAAAAGAGUUUACUGACCACCAAGAAACUCAGGCUCAGUUGCAGAAAAAAGAGGCAAAGAUUAAUGAGCUUCAAGCAGAGUUACAGGCUUUUAAAUCUCAGUUUGGUGCGUUACCACCAGAUGCAAACAUAUCUUUGCCUUCAUCAACAGAAAAUCCAAGUGGGCACGCAGCUCCUCCCCCUCCCCCACCAAUGACCUUAUGUGGUGGAGCACCACCCCCGCCACCCCCUCCUCCUCCUCCGCCUCCUCCUCCUCCGCUUCCAGGAAUGAUGCCAUUUGGUGGGCCUGUGCCGCCGCCACCUCCCCUGGGAUUUCUCAGUGGGCAAAACUCUGCGCUACCUCCAAACUUGCCGUUUGGGUUAAAACCAAAGAAAGAAUUUAAACCUGAAACCAACAUGAGAAGAUUGAAUUGGUUAAAGAUCAGACCUCAUGAAAUGACUGAAAACUGUUUUUGGAUAAAAGCAAACGAAAUUAAGUAUGAAAAUGUGGAUUUGCUUUUCAAACUAGAGAACAUAUUUUGUUGCCAACAAAAAGAGAGAAGAGAAGAGGAAGAUCUUGAAGAAAGAAAAGCUCUUAAAAAAAAAAUUAAAGAACUUAAAUUUCUGGAUUCUAAAAUUGCUCAGAACCUUUCAAUCUUCCUGAGUUCUUUUCGGGUGCCAUAUGAGGAAAUCAAAAUGAUGAUAUUGGAAGUGGAUGAAACACACUUGGCAGAGUCUAUGAUUCAGAAUUUAAUCAAACAUCUGCCUGAUCAAGAUCAAUUAAAUUCAUUGUUUCAAUUCAAGAGUGACUAUAACAAUUUAUGUGAACCUGAGCAAUUUGCUGUUGUGAUGAGCAAUGUGAAGAGACUGCGGCCACGGCUCAGUGCGAUUCUCUUUAAGCUGCAGUUUGAAGAGCAGGUGAACAACAUCAAACCUGACAUCAUGGCUGUCAGUGCUGCCUGCGAAGAGAUAAAGAAGAGCAAAAGCUUUAGCAAGUUGCUGGAACUUGUAUUGCUAAUGGGAAACUACAUGAACGCUGGCUCCCGGAAUGCACAAACCUUCGGAUUUAACCUUAGCUCUCUCUGUAAACUAAAAGAUACAAAGUCAGCAGACCAGAAAACAACACUACUUCAUUUUCUGGUGGAAGUAUGUGAAGAAAAGUAUCCUGAUAUCUUGAAUUUUGUGGAUGAUUUGGAAAACUUAGACAAAGCUAGUAAAGUCUCUGUAGAAACGCUGGAAAAGAAUUUGAAGCAGAUGGGAAGGCAGCUCCAACAGCUUGAGAAAGAUUUGGAAACCUUUCCCCCUCCUGAGGACUUGCAUGAUAAGUUUGUGACAAAGAUGUCUAGCUUUGUUAUUGCUGCAAAAGAACAAUAUGAGAAACUUUUCAAGUUGCAUAAAAACAUGGAGAAGUUAUACCAGAGUGCAAUGGGGUAUUAUGCCAUUGAUGUGAAGAAGGUGUCUGUGGAAGAGUUUUUAACUGACUUGAAUAACUUCAGAACCACAUUCAUGCAAGCAGUAAAGGAGAAUGUCAGAAAAAGAGAAGCGGAGGAGAGAGAAAAACGUGCCAGAAUAGCAAAAGAAUUGGCAGAAAAAGAAAGAAUUGAACGCCAACAAAAGAAAAAGCUCUUAUUAGAAGUGAAGACUGAGGGUGAUGAGACAGGAGUGAUGGAUAGUCUGCUGGAGGCCUUGCAAUCAGGAGCUGCCUUCCGAGACCGAAGGAAAAGGACACCCAAACCAAAAGAUAUACGGCAAAGUCUCAGUCCGAUGUCUCAGAGGCCUGUUCUCAAAGUUUGUAACCAUGAAAAUCAAAAAUUGCAGCUGACAGAAGGGUCACGUUCACACCAGAGUAUCAAUUGCAACUCAACCAGGACUCAAGUCACCAAGGAGCUUAAUUAUAAUCUAGACACUCAUACAUCUACAGGGAGGAUCACGGCAGCUGAGAAGGAAACCCGUAAUGUAGAAAGCAGCAGAAAAAAGGAAAUGGAACUUCUUGGCACUAUUCCUAAAAAUGAAUCCAUUCCUGAAGUUGAAGCCUUGCUGGCAAGAUUACGAGCUUUAUAAAUUAAACUGGUAAAAAUGA
Messenger RNA from Sorex fumeus (smoky shrew), 3598 nucleotides. RefSeq names its product diaphanous related formin 3 (gene DIAPH3). The record is from RefSeq and is a predicted model, not a curated record. Gene Ontology annotation, cellular component: cytoplasm; actin filament. NCBI's taxonomy places the organism in Eukaryota, Metazoa, Chordata, Mammalia, Eulipotyphla, Soricidae. The transcript is spliced from 28 exons. Bases 1 to 3579 code for a protein of 1192 amino acids. Gene Ontology annotation, molecular function: actin binding; small GTPase binding; microtubule binding. Gene Ontology annotation, biological process: actin cytoskeleton organization; actin filament polymerization.